This is a messenger RNA of Protobothrops mucrosquamatus (brown spotted pit viper), 3813 nucleotides long. RefSeq names its product zinc finger protein 493-like. Gene Ontology annotation, molecular function: DNA-binding transcription factor activity, RNA polymerase II-specific; RNA polymerase II cis-regulatory region sequence-specific DNA binding. The record is from RefSeq and is a predicted model, not a curated record. NCBI's taxonomy places the organism in Eukaryota, Metazoa, Chordata, Lepidosauria, Squamata, Viperidae. The coding region runs from base 164 to 3706 and encodes 1180 amino acids. Gene Ontology annotation, biological process: regulation of transcription by RNA polymerase II. The transcript has 5 exons.
AACUAGAGUCCUCUCAAGAACCUUCCUAGCAACAAAAGUUCAUUCUUGGGUGAAGAGCAAUCAGUCCUGCAAUUACCGGAAUAGUCCUAUGAAUUGAAAGGUGUUUGGAGAUCCACAAGAUUCCUCUGACCUAUCUGGAAUUUCCUUCCAGGACAGACAAAGGAUGCAGAAACAACCGUUAGCAAGUGAGGGAACUGGAAAAGGCCCCUCUGCUGUUGAGCCUGGCAGCUGUGGGAAGAUUUGGGCAAGAACUGGGCAGAAGAUCCUGGAGGAGAAAACCAUCAUCCGUUCAGAGAUUCAGCCCUGCAACCUCAGAAACAUCCUGUACCAGGAAACGGAAGGUCCCCGAGGACUUUGCAGCCGACUCCACAAUAUUUAUAGUCAAUGGCUGAGGUUAGAAACCCACAUUGAAACCCAAAUGUUGGACUUGGUUGUUCUGGAGCAGCUCCUGGCCCUUCUGCCCCCUCUGAUGGCAAACUGGUUGCGGGAGUGUGGAGCAGAGACCAGCUCCCAAGCGGUGGCCCUGGCGGAAGGCUUCCUCAUGAGUCAGGCAGAGGAGCAGAAGGAGCAAGUCAAAUUGCAGAGUAGAAAUCCUAUGAGAAUCAGGAAUCCAUCAAAUCUCCCUCUGGAGCUGCUUUUCAGGAGGAUCUCUCAGGAUGCCGCAAGUCAGGACAUCUCAGAUGGGAAGAAUAGAACGAAUUUGACUCCUUUCUAUGGUGGUGCUGAAAGAGUGGUUGAAACUCAAACUCAAAACGGCCUUGUGUCCUUUGAGGAGGUGGCUGUGUAUUUCUCCGAAGAGGAGUGGUCUCAGCUGGAUGCUGAUCAAAAAGCGCUGCAUUGGGAAGUCAUGCUGGAAAAUCAUAGGAACGUGGCCUCUUUGGGUAAUGGGGAAGAAUAUGAAGAUUCCUGGGAACUACUCCAAAUGAUCACUCGUGGGUACAAUACGAAGAACGCCACAGAUCUAAUGGAAGUAGAAAGCCAUGAGAGAAACCAGUCAAAUAAGUGCAAUUGGGAAAAUUCAUCUUCUAUUCAUGCACCAACUAAAGCCUCUGUGGUCCAACAAAGGAAAAUAAAAAAGAAAUAUAUUGGAAAACAUACAAAGGUAUUCAUAAAGAAAUUAGAUGUAAAUAAAUACUAUCAAACUCAAACCAAAGGAGAAGAUUAUAUAUGUAGAGACAGUGGAAAAAGUUACAAACAGACUUUGUCUCUCCCUAAUAAAAAUGGGUCUCGUACAUCUCAAAAAAGGACCCACACAGGCGAGAAGCCCUAUAAAUGCAUGGACUGUGGAAAGAGCUUUAUUUUUAGAAGCUAUCUUAAGUCACAUAGAAGGAUCCAUACAGGAAAGAAGUCCUAUAAAUGCAUGGAGUGUGGGAAGAGCUUUACUCAGAACAGUAGUCUUAUUUCCCAUAAAAGGAUCCACACAGGUGAGAAGUCCUAUAAAUGCAUGGAGUGUGGGAAGAGCUUUACUCAGAACAGUAGUCUUACUUCCCAUAAAAGGAUCCACACAGGUGAGAAGCCCUAUAAAUGCAUGGAGUGUGGAAAGAGCUUCACUUUUAGUACUGCUCUUACUUCGCAUUAUUGGAUCCAUACAGGGGAGAAGCCAUAUAAAUGCAUGGAGUGUGAAAAGACCUUUACUACGAGCAGCAGUCUUACUUCCCAUAAAAGGAUCCACACAGGGGAGAAGCCAUUUAAAUGCAGGGAGUGUGGAAAGAGCUUUACUCAAAGAAACAGUCUUACUUCCCAUGAAAGGAUCCACACAAAGGAGAAGCCCUAUAAAUGCACUGAGUGUGGAAAGAGCUUCACUUGUAGUCAUUCUCUUACUUUGCAUUACCGGAUCCAUACAGGGGAAAAGCCAUAUAAAUGCACUGAGUGUGGAAAGAGCUUCGCUUGUAGUAAUUAUCUUAAUUCGCAUUACCGGAUCCAUACAGGGGAGAAGCCAUAUAAAUGCAUGGAGUGUGGAAAGCACUUUACUCACAUAAAGACUCUUGCUUCCCAUAAAAGGAUCCACACAGGGGAGAAGCCCUAUAGAUGCAUGGAGUGUGGAAAGAACUUUACUCACUUCAAAAGUCUUACUUGCCAUAAAAGGAUCCACAUAAAGGAGAAGCUCUAUAAAUGCAAGGAAUGUGGAAAGAGCUUCACUUGUAGUAAUUCUCUUACUUUGCAUUACCGGAGCCAUACAGCAGGGAACUCAUAUAAAUGCAUGGAAUGUGGAAAGACGUUUACUCAGAGCCACAGUCUUGCUUUCCAUAAAAUUAUCCACACAGGGGAGAAGCCCUAUAAAUGCAUGGAGUGUGGAAAGAGCUUCACUUUCAGUACUUCUCUUAUUUCACAUUACCGGCUUCAUAUAGCGGAGAAGCCCUAUAAAUGCAUGGAGUGUGGAAAGAGCUUUGUUCACAGUAAUUCUCUUACUUCCCAUUACUGGAUCCAUACAGGGGAGAAGCCAUAUAAGUGCACAGAGUGUGGAAAGAGCUUCUGUCACAAUUCUUCUCUUACUGUUCAUAAACGAAUCCACACAGGAGAGAAGCCCUAUAAAUGCAUGGAAUGUGGAAAGAGCUUCCAUAAAAGCAGUGAACUUAUUUUUCAUAGAAAUAUCCACAUAGGGGAGAAGCCAUAUAAAUGCAUGGAGUGUGGAAAGAGCUUUAUUAAGAACUGCCUACUUAUUUACCAUAGCAGGAUACAUACCGGGGAGAAGCCAUAUAAAUGCAUGGAGUGUGGAAAAUGCUUUUCUGUCGCUACUAACCUUACCUCCCAUAAAAAGAUUCACACGGGGGAGAAGCCUUAUAAAUGUAUAGAAUGUGGAAAGAGUUUUUCUACGAAGAGUUAUCUUAACAUUCAUAAAAGGAUCCACACAGGAGAGAAGACCUAUAAAUGCAUGAAAUGUGGAAAGAGCUUCCAUAAGAGCAGUGAACUUAUUUUCCAUAGAAAUAUCCACAUAGGGGAGAAACCAUAUAAAUGCAUGGAGUGUGGAAAGAGCUUUAUUAAGAACUGCCUACUUAUUUACCAUAGCAGGAUACAUACCGGGGAGAAGCCAUAUAAAUGCAUGGAGUGUGGAAAAUGCUUUUCUGUCUCUACUAACCUUACCUCCCAUAAAAAGAUUCACAUGACGGAGAAGAGGGAGAAGCCUUAUAAAUGUAUAGAAUGUGGAAAGUGUUUUUCUACAAAGAGUUGUCUUAAUAUCCAUGAAAGGAUCCACACAGGGGAGAAGCCUUAUAAAUGCAUGGAAUGUGGAAAGAGCUUCGCUUCUAAUUAUUCUCUUACUUUGCAUUACCGGAGCCAUACAGGGGAGAAGCCUUAUAAAUGUGUGGAAUGUGGAAAGAGUUUUUCUACGAAGAGUUAUCUUAACAUCCAUAAAAAGAUCCACUCAGGGGAGAAGCCUUAUAAAUGCAUGGAAUGUGGAAAGAGUUUUUCUACGAACAGUUAUCUCAACACGCAUAAAAAGACCCACACAAGGGAGAAGCCUUAUAAAUGCAUGGAAUGUGGAAUGAGCUUCACUUUUAAUAAUUCUCUCACUUUACAUUACCGGAUUCAUACAGGGGAGAAGCCUUAUAAAUGUGUGGAAUGUGGAAAGAGUUUUUCUACCAAUAGUAAUCUUACCACCCAUAAAAAGAUCCACACAGGGGAGAAGGCUUAUAAAUGCAUGGAAUGUGGAAAGAGUUUUGCUUCGAACAGUUCUCUUUACACCCAUAAAAGGACCCACACAGUGUAGAAGCUCUGUAAGUUUGUGAAAUAAGAAAAAAACUUCAAGGGGACCAAUGGCCGAAUGUUCCAUAUAAUUUUGUUUCACUGUUAUGCUUAGUUGUUGAAAUAUAUGCA